Messenger RNA from Macrobrachium nipponense, 1930 nucleotides. RefSeq names its product snurportin-1-like (gene Snup). Lineage: Eukaryota; Metazoa; Arthropoda; Malacostraca; Decapoda; Palaemonidae. Bases 220 to 1272 code for a protein of 350 amino acids. The record is from RefSeq and is a predicted model, not a curated record. Gene Ontology annotation, molecular function: protein binding. The transcript has 10 exons. Gene Ontology annotation, cellular component: nucleus; cytoplasm. Gene Ontology annotation, biological process: snRNA import into nucleus.
GAGCGCUUCUUCUUCCUUCAGCUCCAUCCGUCAAGUAACGUUUGCGUCAUGGCGUCAGUUGUUCAUUUACGUUCUUGUGGCCGUCGAAGAUUAUCCCUGAAUGCUUCCGGUAACUCAGGAUGAUUUCUGCAGUUAAGAACUCUAAUCAUGACCAGCCACUACUUACUAUUGUGCCACGGAACUGAAUGACUUCGUAGGUGUAGUGGAGGAUUCUUCACAAUGGAUGAUUUACUGGCUAGUUUUGACAGUGUCGAAGUGACUCCUCACCCAAAUACGCCUCAUGCAGAACAUCCGCGAUUUGCCUUGUACAAGGCCAAAGUUUCUGGCUCAUGUCAAGAGGAGCGAAGAAAGAGAGUUUUAGAGGCAAGAAAAGAGGCACGUUAUGAUUUAUUGACUCACCUUCGAAGUAUCGAAGAGACUGAUGUAUCUCAGGGUGAAUCUUCAGAUGAUAUGGAAUAUGACCAGGAUCGAGAGUGUUAUAGACGUCCUAAAAAGUAUAAAGACUUUCUGAUGUUAAGUGAAUGGCUUGUUGAUGUGCCAAGCAACUUUGCAAGUACUUACCUCACAGUUCCUUGUCCUGUGGGAAAAAGGUCUUUGGUAGUGUCAGCUCGGGGAAGGACACGAAGUUACACAAAAUCUGGAUACCAGGUGAACCAGUUUCCAUCCCUGCUCCCUGGAGGUAGUCGUCGAAAUAACAACAUGGGCUAUGCUCUCCUAGACUGCAUAUGGUCCGAAGUCAACAAGACCUUUUAUGUGAUUGAUGUAAUGUGCUGGCUCAAUCAGCCUGUGAUAGAAUGUGAUACCUUCUUUAGAUUUGAAUGGUUGAAGUCAAGAAUAGAAGAAGAAGCAGUAGGUAUAGGUGAAAUAUCCAAGUAUAAUCCAAUGAGAUUUGAAAGACUUCCUUAUUAUGAGUCAUCGCCUGAAAGUUUAUCAAAGUUAUUUGGGGAAGGAAGUCAGUUGCCUUUCCCCGUGGAGUUAGAUGGAAUUUUGUUUUACAAUCGUGAAACUCACUACACACAUGGACCAACUCCAUUAGUUGGAUGGCUGAAAGCAUAUAUGCUCCCUGAAAUUUUAGGAGUACCUGUGGCUGAGAAGUAUGCAAAGGAGCGUCCAGCAAAGUACAUUAAUUUGCCAACGCAUAUUGAGUAUGCAAAAGAGCUAAAGAAGGAUAAGAAAGAAAAGAUGGAUGUGACUCCUGGGAAAGAUAAGAGACCAAAGAGUAGCCCCGCAUCUGAAAAUGCUGAAGAGGAAAUGGAAUCUGCCACCAGUUAGAGGAUUUAGAUUAAAUCUUAGUCAACUUUGCUUUGUUUGUUAGUAGGUACAUAUACUUUAUUGUUGAUAUAAAUUAGUAAUACUGUAUAUAGUAAACACUUGAUGUGUAUAAAAAAAUUCAUGUUGGUCAUUCCUGUUUAGCACAUUUAAUGUGGUUUAUUAUGUUAUAUUACUCAUUUUAUGUUAUAUAAACUAUGGUUUUAUGUCAUCCUUGCUCCCAGUUGCAUUAGUAGGCUAAUACCUAUUAGAUUCUACUAGAUAACCUAAUGUAGUAUUAGUAACCUUGAGCUUACAUCAUGAUGUGAAGGCGGUACUUGAAAGCAAUAUAGAAUACUUGCUUCUAUAAAAUCUAUGGGUUUUGAUCACUAGUGUUGCACGGUUAACAUCUAGCAUUGGUUGGUAAAAGUAUAUGGUAAAGUAGCUACUUAGAUUUUGUAAGCCUGAUGGUCCACUGUUUAUAUAAGUUCAGUUUUUGCUUAUCUUAUCUAUAACUCAUUAUCUUCAGUAAAUAGCAGGCUUUGUGGAAUAAUAUAGGCUGUAACAAAUGAAAACAGAUCAAACCUAUUUUUGGGUUAUGAUGUUGUCCUCUUUCAAACUGUUCUCAUGUUUGACCCAUGGAUAUUUGUACAUCAACAACAAAUAAUAAUGACUAGGGAUA